AUGGAAGCUCAAGCCCCUCACAAGCACAAUCAUAAGAACUGGGUUCCCUUGCUGGAUGAGCCUGCAUAUGAACCUCGAAGACUACGUAUCAUUUGUGUUGGGGCCGGGUAUUCUGGCCUCAUGUUAGCUUAUGAAGCCAAAUAUAAUGAAUCCCUCCAAGGCUUUAUCGAUUUGACCAUCUACGAGAAAGCCAAAGACGUUGGUGGUACAUGGCUGGCAAAUCGAUAUCCCGGUGUGGCUUUGAGAGCUCAGUGCGAUGUUCCUGCACAUAUUUACACUUUCCCUUUUGAACCCAACCCAGACUGGUCCACGUUCUAUGCUUCGGGGUCCGAAAUCUGGUCGUAUAUCAAGAGAACUUCGGACAAGUAUGGUUUAGCUGAACAUGUCAAAUUUCAAUCAACGGUGACAGAGGCGACCUGGAACGAGGUGUCGGGUAAGUGGAGUCUGAAGAUUCAGCAUCACAACGAGGAAGUGGAGGAUGAAUGCGAUAUUUUAAUUGACGGGUCGGGAUUCUUGAAUAACUGGCAUUGGCCAGAUAUUCCAGGUCUUCACGACUUCAAAGGAGACAUUGUUCACACUGCGAAUUGGAACCCUUCUAUCAACGUGGCAGGCAAAAGAGUCGCAGUAAUCGGCAACGGCUCGUCCGGUGUCCAAGUACUCCCACAUCUGCAGAAAACCGCCGCUCAAUUGACCACGUAUGUCCGCACGCCUACAUGGAUAUUUGCCAACUACGCGUCUGAGCUUACCAAAGACGGAACCAAUUUCUCCUUUACAGAAGAAGAAAAGAAGGGAUUUCGGGAUAACCCUGCCUCGCUUUGGGAGUUCCGUAAGGAGAUUGAAACCAGCCAGGACAACUUUUGGAACACGUUUUUCAAAGACACAGCCGCCCAAAAAGCCGCCCUUGAAAAGGCAGACGCUCGCAUGCGAGAACGCCUCGGUAAUGACAAGGACCUCUGUGACAAGCUAAUCCCUGACUAUGAGUACGGAUGCCGACGUCCAACACCAGGCGAUGGCUACCUCGAAGCACUCCGCCAGGACAAUGCACGCGUCACUUUUGAUCCAAUUGUCAAGAUCACAGAGUCUGGAAUUAAAACCACGCAAGAGCAUACUGACUUUGACAUAAUUGUGUGCGCCACGGGGUUUGAAGCUAGUUUCUGCCGGUCGUGGACUGUGCAGGGGCGGAAUGGACACCGGCUUCAUGAAGCCUGGAGGGACUCUCCUGAGGCAUAUUUUGGCAUUGCAGCAGAGAAUAUGCCAAACUAUUUUAUCUUCAUCGGGCCAAAUAGUCCGGUGGGCCAUGGAUCACUUCUAGACAGUGUGUUUUGUAUAGCAAAGUGGAUAUUGAGGUGGUGUCGGAAGAUAGCAACCGAGGAUAUCAAAUCAGUCUGUGUGAAACAACAAGCCGUGGAUGACUACAAUGUUUAUCUACAAGAGCUCCUCAAGCGCAUGGUUUGGUCCGGUUCAUGCAGAAGUUGGUACAAAAACCGCAAGAAAGAUGGAAAUGUCACCGCCGUGUAUGGUGGAAGCCGGCAUCAUUUCAGAAAAAUUCUUGAGAGUUUCAGGACAGAAGAUUUCGAUAUUGAAUAUCGAUCGGUCAAUAGAUUCCGCUUUAUGGGCAAUGGAAGAACCUCGAGGGAGUUGAAGGGAGAGUAUCAAGUGCAAAAGUAA
Molecule: messenger RNA, 1668 nt
Organism: Fusarium sp. VM40
Lineage: Eukaryota; Fungi; Ascomycota; Sordariomycetes; Hypocreales; Nectriaceae
Source: the annotation of a GenBank genome assembly